CGAAUUUGUUCAUUUCUUUCAUCCGGUCGCUCUUUUUAUAAAAGGACAGUAAAAAACUCGCACACCGGCAGUCAUGUUAGAAACCACAUUCAACCCUGGCAGAACAAGCGAAUUCGCACGAUCUAUUCUCCAACGAUGUGAUGACGAUCUGGAUCUUGCUUUUCUCGAAAUACUAGAGCAAAUGAUCACGCCAAAGGAUGGCUCUUUCGAAACACAGUACUCACGCCAAUUCGCUGAUCUGCUAGCAUGCAGAUGGCACGAUUUGAACCGGUCAGACCAAGACCAUCGCGAAAAACACACGACGAAAGAACAGAUUGCUUUUCUCGAAGGGGAAAUACGAACAUGGAACUUGUUGGACCUGCUACAUCGCGUGGAUAGCGAUGCAUCCAUGGCCUACCGGCUCGCACAUAUAAUGAAGUGGGUUAACGACCAAUGGAAUGUGACGAUUACCACAUCCUCGGAAGAUGAAAUGGAUGAGGAAUUAGAAGAGGAGGUGCGCGAAAUUUUUCGAAAAAAUCGGUUGCUCAAAGAACCGGAAUACGAGCGAGAAAGCCGACCAAGCCAGCGAAGGAAACUCGACAUGGAUGCGGAGACCGAAAGACAAUAUGAAAAGAUGUAUCUGAAUCUCCGUCAUGGGAACUUGGAUCAGGCCUGCAAUAUGGCAGAGACCCUUCAGGAAUCGUGGCGGCCGGCUUUGUUCAAGCAGUAUGUCAAAGACAUCCAUUGUGCAAGAGCCGCCGCUGAAUUCGACGGUGAUGAAGCACAAUGGGAGCUGUGGAAAGGGCUUUGCCACCGGGUUAUGAGAGAGGAUCGAACAGGCCCAUUCCAGAAAGCAGUUUAUGCCAUUUUUUGUGGCGACGUGAACCAACUCUUACCGCUGUGCAAAACCUGGGAAGAUGUCUUGUGGGUCUACUGCAAUUCAUUGUUAUGUUCAUGUAUAGAGCAAGAGAUGAAAAACAGAACAGCACAUCAUGGCAUUCCCCGUUCGGUUCGGGCAGCCGAUGGAUCUUCACCCAGCGUAAGGUUUGAUGAAAAAUUUCUUGAGGAAGCCUUGAGCAAAGACCGUACUGCGGAACAUUGUGGAUCCAUCAAUUCCCUUUUCCACGUAGUUCAGACAGCGGUCCUAUGGAACCAUUUACAGCCUUCAGAUACCCAGUGCAAAGCUAAAAACCUGAACGAAAGUUGGAGCUCACAUCUGAAAAUCAAAUCUAUUGAAGAUCCGGCCCUGCAAAACCAUGCGCAGCGCUUUAUGUCAGCUUUAAUUAUCUACUCUCGCUUGGCUCUCGACCAGCCUUCCGAUAUAGAAACAGAUACGAUGCUGUACAUGUAUGCUCAGCGUAACUGGCAAGAACCUUGCUUCAAGCCCAAAAUUGUAGCCUUCUUCGCUGCGAGACUUCCGAAAAACCAUCAGAUCGAUCUGUUUUCGCAAUUCCUGGCUGAAUUCGAUGGCGACAGAGAAGAACGCAGGAUUCUGGUGGAACUGGGUGCAGAAUAUGGAUUGGCUAUCCCAGAAAUAUUGCGGCAGACUUAUCGCAAAAUGUUAAAGGGAUAUGAAGUGGCAUUAAAAGGAAGUCGCCGCGAUGAAAAUGCUUCCAAAGAGGACGAAUCCGAGUCAGCAAUGGUUGAUCGAUGUUUUCAGGCUCUGCAGUGGCUGACAUUGGACAGCGACCCAAGUGCUGAUUUAAUACAAACUGCGAAUGGUCUCGUUCGCAACUUUUUGGUACAACAACGGUUCCAUCUGGCGGAGACUGUACUUCAUUCGAUUCCUCAGCGUCUCUUAAAUCUCAGCUUACUGCAAACACAUCGAGCGUGGCCUAUUCCAAGCUAUCUUCGAGAAAUUCAUGACCACAAGCGACUGAUAGAAGCGUGGAAAGCCUUUGAUGAGUGGGAUCGACUGCGCAAGGAGAAACCAGAAGACACAGGUACUUUGGAGGCACUGCGGCGAUUACAAGCAUGGCGAAAUCAGUAUAUGGACCUUGUGGAUUCCUUGGCAUGCGAUCUGGAAAAGCUUCAGACGUACCUACAAGAUAACAUUGAAGCCAAUGAUGAAGACCUAAAAAAUGAGCUCGACACGUUGCGAAAACUGUAUAUACCACUCGUUGACGCACGUUUGAAACAGUUACGCUCAGAUAGUGAAUCAGCAUAAGCCGCAUGCAAGUAAACAAAUAAAGAAAAAGAGAAAAAAAAAAGCCCAUAUGCAUUUACGAAAUCUGCAUUGUAGUUUUCCCCCAUGUUCUUCAUUACAUGCUUGCUACUGUGCCGAAUAGCACUUUGCGCAAUGAAAUAAAAGAACCACGCUCUGCAUUUGUCCACACUGUGAAGGAAAUAAUUAGGCCACCGAUGCCGAAUAAGGCGUACCAAAUAAUAAAUAUGUCUCAUGUUCCAUGAGAAUGAGCUGCAUAGUAAAGUGCGGAUUUCUUUCUGGUUUUUUUAGAGAGGAGAGCGACAAAAUGUAAAUAGACUAGACUGGGUAAGC
This is a messenger RNA of Radiomyces spectabilis, 2476 nucleotides long. Its product is annotated as 107-domain-containing protein. The record is from RefSeq and is a predicted model, not a curated record. Gene Ontology annotation, molecular function: structural constituent of nuclear pore. Lineage: Eukaryota; Fungi; Mucoromycota; Mucoromycetes; Mucorales; Radiomycetaceae. Gene Ontology annotation, cellular component: nuclear pore outer ring; nuclear pore. The coding region runs from base 74 to 2146 and encodes 690 amino acids. The transcript is spliced from 14 exons. Gene Ontology annotation, biological process: post-transcriptional tethering of RNA polymerase II gene DNA at nuclear periphery; regulation of DNA-templated transcription; mRNA export from nucleus.